AAACCCCUCACCUAAAAAGAAAAAGCUUUAUAGAUGUACAGAAACUCUCUCGACAAGUCCGAAGUUUCGAAGAUGAGAAACAAGAACGGUAAAAGACUCAGAGUCGAGCCACCGGCGAGGACGACAGAGCCGGUGGUUGCUAAUCGGAGGUUUAGAGGAGGAUCGUCGUCAUCGAGCGACACGUCAUCAACGAUCAACUCGUGCUUGUCGACGAUGGAGGAAACGAAGGAGGAGGUUGCGUCGUCGUGGGUUGAGGAAUCGCCGGCGCUUGUGGCGGUGGGAUGUCGAAGAUGUAAAAUGUAUUUUUUGGUCAGGCAAGACAGGCAACGUUGCCUUAAGUGUAAAUGCUAUGAUGUGAUCAAGUUUUAGAUAAUUUGUUCUAAGGCUUUUAUGAUUUUCAUUUGGACUUUGUUUAGUAUUGGGGAAUUUCUCUCUGCGUGGUGAAUUUUUCUGUAUUGUAAAGUCCUAUUUAUAAAUCAAUUUAAGUAUUAACCUUUUCUUUUAUUAAAAUAAAAUGGAAAA
This is a messenger RNA of Eutrema salsugineum, 522 nucleotides long. RefSeq lists its product as uncharacterized. The transcript has a single exon. The record is from RefSeq and is a predicted model, not a curated record. Bases 34 to 369 code for a protein of 111 amino acids. NCBI's taxonomy places the organism in Eukaryota, Viridiplantae, Streptophyta, Magnoliopsida, Brassicales, Brassicaceae.